This is a messenger RNA of Ziziphus jujuba (common jujube), 576 nucleotides long. Its product is annotated as glycine-rich RNA-binding protein 4, mitochondrial-like. NCBI's taxonomy places the organism in Eukaryota, Viridiplantae, Streptophyta, Magnoliopsida, Rosales, Rhamnaceae. Bases 1 to 489 code for a protein of 162 amino acids. The transcript has 5 exons. The record is from RefSeq and is a predicted model, not a curated record. Gene Ontology annotation, molecular function: RNA binding.
AUGGAAUAUAAGUUAAAUGGAGAUUUGAGGCAUGGAGUCUCUCAGAGUGCACAAACACCUACAACUUUGUUCAAUUCAAUCCGCUGCAUGUCAUCAUCCAAGCUUUUUGUUGGAGGCCUUUCUUAUGGAGCAGAUGUCCAAUCUCUUCGUGAUGCUUUCUCUGGCUUUGGUGAUGUUGUUGAGGAUGAGGUUAUUAUUGAUAGGAAUACUGGGAGGUCUAGGGGAUUCGGUUUUGUCAACUUCUCCAGCGAUGACUCUGCUAGCUCGGCACUAUCUGCAAUGGAUGGCCAGGAUUUACAAGGGCGUCAUAUUCGUGUGAGUUAUGCUACUGAGAGGUCCGAAUCUAGUGGUAGAUCCUUUGGUGGCGGUGGUGGUGGAGGUUAUCGUGGUGGUGAUGGUGGUUUUGGUAGAGGCCGGGGUGGGGAUUUUGUCUUUAAGUACGCAUUCCCUUGCUGUCCAUUUAGGCUUCUUGCUUCAUUAGUUGUUUAGAAUUAAGUUGCAUGAUUUGUCUCUUUUUAAUUUGCUCUUCGUACUACAUUUUUCAAUGAUUGCUCUAAUAUAUGAAGCAAUUUGUUA